Syzygium oleosum is the source of this 1463-nucleotide messenger RNA. RefSeq lists its product as uncharacterized. NCBI's taxonomy places the organism in Eukaryota, Viridiplantae, Streptophyta, Magnoliopsida, Myrtales, Myrtaceae. The record is from RefSeq and is a predicted model, not a curated record. Gene Ontology annotation, cellular component: chloroplast envelope.
AUCCAUCGCCAAAUUCUGUCACACACACACUACUCUCCCUCCCUCUGCGCGACCAAAGACCAUCUGCUUCUGCAUAUUCGCAGCAUCGUUCUUGAUCAGGAAGAAGCUCGCACCCAUCCAUCCAUGCCGCUAGAAGAACCCUGACCUCCCCCCUUCUCGGCCAGACCAUGUCACUCUCCCUCCCACCGCCUCAGCGGCGGAGCGCCGCCGUCUCCCGCUUCUCCCACCGCUCCGCCAAGGCCUCCCCUCCUCUCAGACCCUCCAGCCUCUUCCCGCCGCUCGCCUCCCAGCACCACUCCACCCCCUCGACCCCGGAGCUCCGCAUCGUCCUGCGCAAGAAUCCGCCCGAUUCGCCCAAUUCGCUUCGCGCCUCGGCUUCCUUCAGGAGCUGCCGUUUCCGGGUCGGAGCGUACCCGUCCGGUGGCGCGGUGCACGGGGAGGAGGGCGCGGGCCAUCUCGACUUCGAUUCUUUCCUUUCGGUCGCCGAGCUGCUCUGCCUCGUGUCGGCGGCCGUCGUGUCGGUCGUCUUCGCCGCGAGGAGGGCGGUCUUCGGAGCGGCGGGGGACAGGGUUUUGGGGUGGGUGGUGGUGGCGUUGGUGGGUGGCGUGGCGAGCGGCGCGUGGGUCAGGCGGCGUCAGUGGAGGAGGGUCUUUGAGCAGCCGGGGACAGUGGGCGGUGCGAAUGUGAACUUGGUGGAGAGGAUUGAGAAGCUGGAGGAGGACUUGAGGAGCUCCGCGACUAUGAUUCGGGUCCUCUCGAGACAGCUCGAGAAGCUCGGGAUCAGGUUUCGGGUUACCCGGAAAGCUUUGAAAGAGCCGAUUGCUGAGGCUGCAGUUCUGGCUCAAAAGAAUUCAGAGGCUACUCGUGCAUUGGCAAUGCAAGAAGACAUUCUUGAAAAGGAGCUUGGUGAAAUUCAGAAGGUUUUGCUGGCAAUGCAGGAUCAGCAGCAGAAACAACUCGAGCUGAUUCUUGCAAUUGGGAAGACAGGGAAACUAUGGGAAAGCCGACGGGGACCUAAUCAAGAACACACGAAUGAAUCCACGAGUUUGCCUGAGGAAGGGUCGAAGCAGUUAGAAUCAACCAAACUAAAGCCCCUAUGAUGAGCAAGGGAACUGAAUCGUGAACAUCAGAGGAUUGUGCAAGCAGCCAAUGUAGGAUGUUAUGAUCCUCUUGCGAAUUAGCUAUCAUGGCCACGCUCCACAAUUCAGGUCUAUGAGGAAGGAACCGAAAAGAUCUGGUUCUUUUCAAAUGUGCAUUUCUUGGUAAAUUCCUGCAUCAUCAUUCUUACGAUAAGACAAAUGAUUGGGUUCUUGUUGAAAGUUGCAUGUUUGUGUGAGGUCGUAACUCAUUGUGACUCGAUUAUCAUUGGAUGCGGAUCCGUAGAACCCUGCUAUGGUUGUACAGGAAUAAAGGGUUUAACGAAUCAUUUCCCUUGAGAAGUUUCUUGAAUGUCUCAAUGUCAA